Messenger RNA from Cebus imitator (Panamanian white-faced capuchin), 2551 nucleotides. It is a transcript of the gene SLC29A1, whose product is annotated as solute carrier family 29 member 1 (Augustine blood group). Gene Ontology annotation, molecular function: nucleoside transmembrane transporter activity. Gene Ontology annotation, biological process: nucleoside transmembrane transport; uridine transmembrane transport. Gene Ontology annotation, cellular component: plasma membrane. The transcript is spliced from 14 exons. Lineage: Eukaryota; Metazoa; Chordata; Mammalia; Primates; Cebidae. The record is from RefSeq and is a predicted model, not a curated record. The coding region runs from base 591 to 1961 and encodes 456 amino acids.
GCCCUCAAAGCCACUGCACUUGCUCCCGGGUCACAGGAAGGCGACCUAGGGGGAGGGGCAAGGAGAAGGGGGUCCGAGGCCCUCGGCCCCUAACCUCGUCCCUUUCCGAAGCCUCGGGUGCCCAAAUGCGCGGGCCGCGAGUCCAAGCCCGACGGGCCCCUCCCACUGAGUCGGCUCCGGUCUCCCCGCCCCUGAGCCGCGAGGGCUGGAAGGAGCCGGCUGCGGAGCGCCGAGUGGGCGCUGGGGUCGCCUGUGGCAGCCGCUCUUCCGCCCGGCAGUACGCACCGGUCAGGUCCGGCACGGGCUGCGCCCUCCAGCCGUGUGUUAUGGCCCCAGCCCCGAGAUGAGGAGGGAGAGAGCAAGGGGCCCCCGGGCCUGGGAAUUUCCGUCCCCCGCCAAGUCCGGAUGCCCGCUCCAAAGUCUCAGCAGGAGCCCGUGGACAAGGCCCGCUGCCUGAUCCUGAACUAGGAGCACCUCCUAGGGACUUCCCAGGCCCAAUCUGGUCCAACCCUUCUGCUGGCCAGUCUGGGCACCCGCAGGCCCCUGAGGGAGGGAGCUGUCAGCCAGACAAAACCGAGAACACCAUCGCCAUGACAACCAGUCACCAGCCUCAGGACAGAUACAAAGGUGUCUGGCUUAUCUUCUUCAUGCUUGGUCUGGGAACGCUGCUCCCGUGGAAUUUUUUCAUGACAGCCACUCAGUAUUUCACAAGCCGCCUGGACAUGCCCCAGAAUGUGUCCUUGGUCACUGCUGAACUCAGCAAGGACGCCCAGGCCUCAGCCGCCCCCACAGCACCCUUGACUGAGCGGAACUCUCUCAGUGCCAUCUUCAACAAUGUCAUGACCCUGUGUGCCAUGCUGCCUCUGCUUCUCUUCACCUGCCUCAACUCCUUCCUGCACCAGAGGAUCCCCCAGUCUGUACGGAUCCUGGGCAGCCUGGUGGCCAUCCUGCUGGUGUUCCUGAUCACUGCCAUCCUGGUGAAGGUGCAGCUGGAUCCUCUGCCCUUCUUUGUCAUCACCAUGAUCAAGAUCAUGCUCAUUAAUUCAUUUGGUGCCAUCCUGCAGGGCAGCCUGUUCGGUCUGGCUGGCCUCCUGCCUGCCAGCUACACAGCCCCCAUCAUGAGUGGCCAGGGCCUAGCAGGCUUCUUCGCUUCCGUGGCCAUGAUCUGCGCUAUUGCCAGUGGCUCGGAGCUAUCAGAAAGUGCCUUCGGUUACUUUAUCACAGCCUGCGCGGUCAUCAUUUUGAACAUCAUCUGUUACCUGGGCCUGCCCCGCCUGGAAUUCUACCGCUACUACCAGCAGCUCAAGCUCGAAGGGCCCGGGGAGCAGGAGACCAAGUUGGACCUCAUUAGCAAAGGAGAGGAGCCAAGAGCAGGCAAAGAGGAGUCUGGAGUUUCAGUCUCCCACUCUCAGGCCACCAACGAAAGCCACUCUAUCAAAGCCAUCCUGAAAAAUAUCUCAGUCCUGGCUUUCUCUGUCUGCUUCAUCUUCACUAUCACCAUUGGGAUGUUUCCAGCCGUGGCUGUUGAGGUCAAGUCCAGCAUUGCAGGCACCAGCGCCUGGGAACAUUACUUCAUUCCUGUGUCCUGUUUCUUGACUUUCAAUAUAUUUGACUGGUUGGGCCGGAGUCUCACAGCUGUAUUCAUGUGGCCUGGGAAGGACAGCCGCUGGCUGCCAAGCCUGGUGCUGGCCCGGCUGGUGUUUGUGCCGCUGCUGCUGCUGUGUAACAUCAAGCCCCGCCGCUACCUGACUGUGGUCUUCGAGCACGACGCCUGGUUCAUCUCCUUCAUGGCUGCCUUUGCCUUCUCCAACGGCUACCUCGCCAGCCUCUGCAUGUGCUUUGGGCCCAAGAAAGUAAAGCCAGCUGAGGCGGAGACUGCAGGAGCCAUCAUGGCCUUCUUCCUGUGUCUGGGCCUGGCCCUGGGGGCUGUCUUCUCCUUCCUGUUCCGGGCGAUUGUGUGACCAAGGAUGGACAGAAGGACUGCUUGCCUCUCUGACUCCUGCCCCUUCCUUCUGCCAGGGGUGGGCCCGAGUGGUUUGGAGGUUUUUUUCUUCUAGUUGACUUCUGCUUUCCACGGCUUGUGCUGGGCCCAGAUGUCCAGGCCCUGGGGACAGUGGGACGGACAGUAGGGACAUUGUGGACUUGGGGCUCAGAGUCAAGGGAUGGGGUGCAGCCUCGGCAUCUGCUUGAGUUUCUCCACACUUAGCUCUGACUGAUCCUUGUGCAGGCCAGCAGAGGCUCUUGCGCUCGGAGAACACGUGUGUGUGUGUCUGUGUCUGUGUGUGUGUCUGUGUCUGUGUCUGUCAGACUGUCUGUCUGUCCCAGGGGUGGCUAGAAGCUGGGUCUGGCCGCUGUAUGGUCCGAUCUGAGAUGCCCCCUCCCUCCUUUCUGCCCCAUGUUCUCUCCAUGCCCCCUCCCAGCUCCCCAUGCCCAGUUCCUACCCAUCAUGCACCCUGUACAGUUGCCAUGUUACUGCCUUUUUAAAAUAUUUGACAGAUACCAGGUGCCAUCAGAGGCUCUCUGAUAAAGUAAACCUUUUUUGUUUUUUUCU